UUUUUAUCAAUACUAAAACAGUCACUAAUCUGCAUGUUCAUCGUUCAAAGCCUUUUCUUACAACUUGGUUAACAGCUGUAAAAUGAUGACUUAGGACAUGUCCUGUUAAUUCCUCUCUAAAAUUAUUCAAGUUAUGGCUAUCAUUUGCCUAUUGUAAGCUUUUUUGGGAGCGGUCACGGCCGUGCCAGAAACACGUGAGUCAUGAAAGAAGAAGUAGAACUUACGCAGAGUUCUUGCCUGUCCGCCCUGGGCCCAAUGCUUGACCCGACCCACGGGCAAAUACCUGGGACUGUUGUGCCCCUGCAGCCUGUUGCAAUGAGCGCCCCCACAACAGCCUUGGCUCCUCAGCAACAAACUGACGUCGACACAAACGGCUCGAGUUCCGCUGAGAAGUCCGCAAAGAGAGGCGGCACGAGGCGCCAAGAGAAGCCCCCCUACAGCUAUAUCGCGUUAAUCGUCAUGGCCAUCCAGAGUUCCCCGCAAAGACGUCUAACUUUAUCGGAAAUUUACAGCUUUCUUCAACAAAGAUUUUCUUUUUUCCGAGGAUCGUACAUGGGCUGGAAGAAUUCAGUGCGGCAUAACUUGAGUCUAAACGAAUGCUUCAUCAAGCUGCCAAAAAGCAUGGGUAGGCCCGGCAAAGGCCACUACUGGGCCAUAGACCCUACGGCCGAACUCAUGUUCGAAGAAGGUUCGUUUCGCCGACGACCAAGAGGCUUCCGACGCAAAGUUCAAGCCAUGAAGCCGUACCAGUUGCCACCCCCUCCUCCCCUACCGUACGACCUCUACACCGUACCUGCAUCUGCUAACUAUCCUGCUCAGUACUCACAGUCGUAUCAAGACUACCCUUAUUCACAACAGCAGUACGCUAUGUACGGCUACACUCCUGAGUACGUCACUCAUGCUACUCAUGGUAACGUGUCGCCCUCACUGAUUUACCCUCACCCAGGAGGUCAUGGGUCUAGUCUACCUCAGGUCACGUCAGACCGGGACAUGUGGGCCUCCAGCAUCGGGCCAGUGUCGGGCCAGAGCUACAUUAAAAGUGGAGCCAGUCCCGCAGGUUCCCCUGGGCCUUUGACCCCCCCGGUCCACGACGCGAUGGGGGGCAGUACCACAUUGUACCCCCACCAUCAUCCCCACCCUCUCCACUACACGAGUGGGGGGGACAUACUGGGGGGAAUACCCACAACCUCUGCUGUGACCUCAUCAGCAGUUAAUCCCCAGCUGGGGUACAGUUCAUCCCCUCAACUCAUAGAUGCUUCAAACAUGGCCGUCUCCAUGCACAGUGUUCGGGGACUGUCACAGCAGACAUCACAGCACGGGCACAUGAGUAGCAACAGCAGCGUCCACGCACCAGCAGACAAUCAGCAGCAGUUGCUGGCUCACCAACAUCAUCUGCAGCUACAACAACAACAAGUCCUAAUGUCUCCCCAAUACGACUCGAAGAGAAGUUGGACUCCUCCUGCUCCUCAUCUCGAUGGGCCAUCGGCACAUGAUGCAGAGAUGUCUCGAGGAGGAAAUCAGCAGUCGACACGUGUAGUCUCACCUAAUCGUCCUCAUGAGCCUCCUACCACUCCUGGCUUGGCCAAUCAGCAAAUGCUGCGGACCACCUACCCAGGGACACAGCCGUCGUUGCGUGGCCCUUACCUAAGCAACAACCCUAACAAUCCUCAUACAAUCCGAGGCCCCUAUUUGACUAGCUCCACGAGCUCUACUAGUCAUCUCUCAGAGCGUGCUACCUCCUAUUUGUCCAGCCCCAAUAACAAUCUCACGGAGCGUUCUGGUGCGUACAUGACAAGUCCCACUAACCAUCACUCGGAGCGUUCAGGCACCUACUUGAAUAAUCCUAGCUCUACUAACCAUCACUCGGACCAUUCUGUGUCUCCAAUACCCAGCCACCAGGAAGCCUCCAUCACGCCUCUACCCUCUAGCCAACUUUUCCAUCAAAAUCCUCAUGUUUCUACUCAACACGCUCCCCCUCAGACCACUUCAUCCACACCUCUCAUUAGCCACCACCAAGUCUACUCCAACGAAGCACCACCGACUUACUACGAUGCUGUCAAGUUUUCUAUGUGAAUCCCGGAUCAGCAGAUAUUUUUUCUCUGCCGUCCGGUCCAAUGUUAACUCACUUUUCCCAAGCUUGUGUUAAUUCAGCUAUGUUAUUUGAUAUAAUUACCAAAUGAGGAAUUUGAGAAUAUCUCUUUCAAUUAUAUAAUAACAAUCAUUUCAACCCAAAUGCGUAAAGGCGAAUUCUCCUAUCACAGGACAUAUUUAUUUGUUCGGCUUUUAUAAUUAAAUAACUGUCAACUUAUUUGGUUGUCCAUUUUAGUUUUAUGGGGCGUGCACUCUUCUUUAUCGUAGAAAACCAAGCACAUCGUAAUUUUUUAAUUAAUAUCUCAUUUGUAAAAUAUGUAAAGCCAACUGUAUAUUAUUUCAAGUUUAUUUAUUGUCAUAGUGUCACGAGUUGGUGUCUAGUUUUUGUGUUUUAUCGGUGAUGAUAUGAGCACGAAUGUUGUUUACUUAUAUGCAAUAACAAAACUAAUUGAGAAGGAAGCAUUCAGCUAAAAUCCAUCACCUUAAACAUUAAACAUUACCCGUAACAUGCACCAAAAACUGUAACGUUCCUAAACAGUCAUUUGAACAAACACCAAUAGUGCAACUUUCUUAAAUGUUACGUAGAACAGGCACCCAAGACUGUAACCUUCCUAAUAAUUACCUACAACAAGCAUCAAUGACUUGAAACUUCCUAAAUAUUACUUAGAACAAGCAUUAAAGACCACCACACCUUUCUCGCACAGUUAUUCUAGGAGCCAAACGCAAACUUUUCCUGAUUUGCUCUGUUGUAAAUUGUGAAGCUACCGUAACCGUCAUAGAAACUGGCUGGAUGCACUUACUCUGUUGUAAGUUGUGAAGUGACCGUGAUCACUGCACUGGCUGGAUGAUCUUGCUCCGUUGUAAGUGGUGAAACGACCGUGAUCACUGCACUGGCUUGAUGCACUUACUCUGUUGUAAGUUGUUAAGUGACCGUGAUCACAGCACUGGCUGGAUGCACUUAUUCAGUUGUAAGUGGUGAAGUGACCGUGAACACUGCACUGACUGGAUGCACUUACUCUGUAGUAAGUUGUGAAGUGACCGUGAUCACAGCACUGGCUGGAUGCACUUACUCUGUUGUAAGUUGUGAAGUGUCCUUGAUCACUGCACUGGCUGGAUGUACUCUAUUGCACGUUGUGAAGCGACUUAGGACUCUAGUACAUGACAUCUAACAUCCAUCCUGUGAACUUAAUAUAAUUUCGCUAUAGCCUGAGUUUCAGAGAUGUUCCGUUGUUCAGUUCUUUUUAUAUCAAUGGAAAUAUUAGCGAGCAAGUUUUUUGUUGCAGUUUAAAAAAAAACGUUUGUUAACUGGUGCAAUCGUUUUUCAUAUAUGUCAUAUAUAAACUAUUAUGUGCCUUUCGAACAUUUUAUUGACAAUCAUUUCAUGUCUAUUAAAUGUGUGAUUGAUUUAUUAGUGUUGUGUCUGCAAAGUGCAAACAUUAUUUACGGUGGGUUUCGACGUUAGGUCAUCUCUUUUAGACAUUUGGACAUUUCUCCCGUUUCCAGCUAAAGUGUUUUUUACAAUUUAUAUUUAUUGAAAGAACACCCACUUUUUUCGCACUCUUACCAAGAUAUUAAGUCCAAAAUCAAGCGAAUGAUAAGAUAUUCAUAUGAAUAAAACACUGACAUAAUUGUGCCAUCAUAGCAAUGGUAACACUGUCAAAAUUGGCACAUUACCAAAAUGAGAAAUUGCAACAAUUGCCACAUUGCAACAAUUGCCAUAUUUGCAACAGUUGUCCAUGAGUUGCACUGUCAAUUAAAGCAACAACUGUGCCGUGCCGGUAGUACGACAGCAGUGCUGGUAGCACGGUUGCAGUGCUGGUAGCACGGUUGCACUGCUGGUAGCACGGUUGCAGUGCUGGUAGCGCAGUUGCAGUGCUGGUAGCA
Messenger RNA from Hyalella azteca, 3975 nucleotides. RefSeq names its product forkhead box protein F1. The record is from RefSeq and is a predicted model, not a curated record. Gene Ontology annotation, biological process: regulation of transcription by RNA polymerase II; animal organ morphogenesis. The transcript has 3 exons. Gene Ontology annotation, molecular function: RNA polymerase II cis-regulatory region sequence-specific DNA binding; DNA-binding transcription factor activity, RNA polymerase II-specific. NCBI's taxonomy places the organism in Eukaryota, Metazoa, Arthropoda, Malacostraca, Amphipoda, Hyalellidae. The coding region runs from base 202 to 2073 and encodes 623 amino acids. Gene Ontology annotation, cellular component: nucleus.